Porites lobata is the source of this 1233-nucleotide messenger RNA. NCBI's taxonomy places the organism in Eukaryota, Metazoa, Cnidaria, Anthozoa, Scleractinia, Poritidae. The record is from the annotation of a GenBank genome assembly.
AUGGAAGAAGACGAAAUAGGGGAAGAAGAACCGAUAUACGACGUGAUCAACGACUCGAACGAAAAAAAAUUGAAGAAGACCGUAACAGGUGCAGCUGCGAGAAGAGGAACUUUUAAUCGCGCUCGAGCCUGGUCGACAGAAUCUACGGGAGACAGAAGCAAACUCCUCAUCAGACUUCGAGAAAAAUUUCAUCUCAAGCCUUCUGAAGAGUUACCGCGCAAUGAAUCGUUGUCUGCUACGACGAGCGCAGGUUUUGCUAACUCGAAAGCUGUGGCGGACAAAAGACGGGCACUACGAACUGUGAACCCCAAAACGAGGAGAUCACCUUCGUGGCAUGAAGCAAGUGUCAGCGAGGUGGAAUCAAAGCGUUCUCGUUCGAAAUCUUUGUCUUCUGGGUUUUUUAGAAGGCUUAGGGACAGUAAAAGAGAGGAUAUUUUACCAAAUAGUGACAGGUGUAAACAAGAAAGCAGGUGUUGGUUUCCAGAGGAACUUGGAAAUCCCCACGGGGGAUUACAAAACGGCGCAUUACUACCCGGUCAAGAGACAAGUGAUCCGCACCCCAUGCCCGCCCGUCAACGGCCCACAGGAAGCGAAAAACUAAAGAAGCGUGCUCAGUCUAUAAGUUUUCCUCUUGAUCGAGACUCGCUCAGUGGGAAAGGAGUAAAUUUUCAGGAAAACACAGCUCAACAGUGCCGUAAUGAGCUGCCGUCACUCUCAGAAGACUUGGAGAGACUGUCACAUCUCAGCUGGUACUGGGGUCCUCUGAGCCGAUAUGAGGCCGAGAAAAUACUUGCAGGGAAAUCUAAUGGUACCUUCCUUGUUCGUGAUAGCUUUCACGAGUUCCACUUGUUCAGUGUAACCUUCAGAUCUAAAGGAAGGACCUUACACACAAGAAUUGCAUACGAUAAGGGGUGGUUUGGCUUUAUGGGCCCAGGUGGUGUGGAGACAAAAACAAAUUCUGUUGUUGAUCUUAUGGAAAAAACCAUGAAAAUCUCCCAAAGGAGAAACUUGACCCAUACAACAGGAGGACUUAUAGGUCCCUCUUAUCCAAUUCGGUUCUUGUUUCCCUUUUCAAGGUUUGAGGAGGUUCCAUCUCUUCAGCACCUGUGCAGGUUUGUGAUUCGGCAGAAUUCCAGGUGUGACAAACUGCACGAGCUGCCAAUUCCUGCAAAGCUCAUACGGUAUUUACGGGUAGAGAACCAUUAUCUCCCAGAGGGGGAGACAGAGAACUAA